This is a messenger RNA of Chiroxiphia lanceolata (lance-tailed manakin), 6398 nucleotides long. Its product is annotated as sodium channel protein type 5 subunit alpha-like. Gene Ontology annotation, molecular function: protein binding; voltage-gated sodium channel activity. NCBI's taxonomy places the organism in Eukaryota, Metazoa, Chordata, Aves, Passeriformes, Pipridae. Gene Ontology annotation, cellular component: plasma membrane; axon; voltage-gated sodium channel complex. Gene Ontology annotation, biological process: neuronal action potential; sodium ion transmembrane transport; membrane depolarization during action potential. The record is from RefSeq and is a predicted model, not a curated record.
CCAUAAUUCCUUAUUACAUUCUUCCUGCCACAAUUUGUAUCUGUUACUGAUGGAUCACUGUCUGCUAUGGGGCCAGAGAUAUCAGAACCUAUUGCAGCAUUUUCAACUCUUAGUUGAAUUUAAAUGGGAAUUUCUUUCAUGUCCUGUAGCGGAAAGAGCAGAUCUGGACUCGAGCAUUGUAUCUGCCUCAGCAGCAUACUUUAGGUAGUGUGUUGUUACAAUUUCCUUGUAGCUACACACCCAGGUUUGUUCUCCCAGCACUGGAAACAAACCUUAAGAAGGAAAAAUGGAUCGCUGGUGUUGGCCAUCAGAAACAAACAUCUUUCGACGUUUCACCCCUGAGUCCUUGGCAGCAAUUGAGCAAAGAAUUACUGAGAAAAAAAAGCAGCCAGACAAAGAGAAGAGUAAGGACCAGGGAGUUGAAGAAGACCAACUUACUCCCCAGCUUGAUCUGCAAAUCGGGAAAAAGCUGCCAUCUCUUUAUGGGGACAUUCCAUCAGAGCUCAUUGGGGAACCCCUGGAGGAUUUUGAUCCGUACUACAGUGAUCACAAGACUUUUAUGGUGCUAAAUAAAAAGAGGACUAUUUUCCGGUUUACUGCCACACCUGCCUUGUGUCUAUUUGGUCCUUUUAAUCCAGUCAGAAAAGCAGCAAUUAAAAUUCUGACCAAUUCAUAUCCUUUCAUUGGUUUCCCUUAUUUGAAUUUUAAAAUAUUCUGUACCAUUUUCUGUCAUUCUCACACAAAAAUUGCUUUUACUGGCAUUUAUACUACUGAAAUGUUGAUAAAAAUAGUAGCAACAGGAUUUGUUUGGAAUGAAUUUACCUUCCUUCGAGAUCCAUGGAACUGCUUGGAUCUGUCUGUUACUAUUGUAAUGUACAUUGCUAUAUUUAUAGAUAUAGGCGAUGUUUCACUUUUUGCAUCUGUCAGAGUACUGAGGACUUUGAAAGCUGUUUCAGUAAUACCAGGUUUGAAAAUCCUGGUAAAUUCAAUUGUUGAAUCCAUUAAGAAACUUGCUGACGUGUUGAUCUUGACUGUAUUUUGCUUGAGUAUAUUUGCUCUGAUAAGCCUCCAGCUUUUUAUGGGCAAUUUAAGAUUCAAAUGUGUCCUCAAUAAUACUGUGUACAGUGACUCAUUAUGUAAGGAUCCCAAGAUCUAUGUACCAAGUGAUGAAGAUAUCUGCCACAGAAUGAAUGGCUCUUCUGAGAUAUUGCUCUGUGGGUUCAGUUCAGAUCCCGAGAAAGAGUGCCCAGAAAACUAUACCUGCCAGAAGAUUGGGCAGAAUCCUGACUUUGGUUACACAAGUUUUGAUCAUUUUGGCUGGGCCUUCCUCUCCGUAUUCCGUCUGAUGACACAGGAUUCCUGGGAGCGUCUCUACAGACAAACUAUCCGUACAUCUGGAGUGACCGCUUUUUUUUUUUUUGUGGUAUUCAUCCUUCUCUGCUCAUUUUAUCUCUUCAAUCUGGUCUUGGCUGUGGUAACUACGGCAUAUGAAGAGCAAAACAGAGCUGAAAGAGAGGCCAAGAAAAAACUACUUCAGGAAGCCAAACAAAUUAUAAAGAAAGAACAGGAGGUGGCUGCAGCAGAAAGCAGCAAGGCCUUGCAGGUUGGGUCUGAAAUGCCAGUUGCUGACUUGAAAAAUUCAAAAGGGAAAGACAGUAAUAGAGAAACACCUAUUUUAAGACAAAAUGUAAUUUUAGAUGAUCAGGAGAAAGAGGAGCAAAUAUUUCAUUCACAGCCUGGUCAGAGCCACAAGAAGCUUAGGAAGGUGCUACUGUCUUAUGAUGUGUCAGUGGAUUCUAUUAAUGAUCCUUUCCGAAGACAGAGGUUAAUGAGUGCAGCUGCUAUUCUUACAGACUUUUCAGAGUCCAAAGUGAAAUGUCCUGCAUUGUGGAAACGUUUUGCUCUAAAGUGUCUAGUUUGGAAUUGUUGUCCAUUCUGGAGAGCUGUCAAAGAGAAGGUGAAAUUGGUGAUUUUGAAUCCGUUUGUUGAACUCUUUAUCACAGUUUGCAUUAUCCUGAACACUUUAUUAAUGGCUACGGAGCACCCUGGCAUGUUGCCAGAAACCAGAGAAAUGAUUACUAUAAGUGACCAGGUUUUCACUCUGAUUUUUACACUAGAAAUGAUCUUGAAAAUCAUUGCUCUAGAUCCUUACUACUAUUUUCAGAACAAGUGGAAUGUUUUUGAUAGCUUGGUUGUUUUGAUUGGCCUAGUGAGCUUUGGAACCAAUCUGUCACCUUUCCGUGUGAUCAGGAUCUUCAAAUUGGCAAAGUAUUGGCCAACCUUAAAUACUCUUAUGAAAAUAAUUCUAGACUCAUCUAGUGCUGUGACUAACCUCACUCUGGUUUUGGGUUUCACUGUAAUUAUUUUUGCUGUACUAGGAAUGCAUCUUCUGGGCAGUGAUUAUGAAGAAAAAUUCCAUAAAAUAAGCUCCAGUAAGGAGUUACGCUGGCAUAUGAAGGAUUUCAGUCAUUCAGUCCUGAUUGUAUUCCGAAUAUUAUGUGGAGAAUGGAUUGAAAUGAUGUGGGAAUGUAUGGAAGUGGCUGGAAAACAGAAAUGUAUUACCUUUUUCUUGCUAGUCCUGGUGAUAGGAGACCUGGUGGUGCUCAACUUGUUCAUUGCCCUGCUGCUGAGUUUGUUUGCUACUGACAGCUCAGGAGGACAAGAGGAACCUGGAGAAAGGACUAAAUGUCAGAUUGCCCUUGCACAGAUUCACCAGGGCCUGAAGUCUUUGAAAGACAGGAUUCUAAGUCCUCAUGGCAGAAAAAUGAAAGGAAGCCUCAGAAAAGCAGACAAAAAGAAGACUUUGGAAGAAAUUUCUGGCAAAAACAUAGAGGAUAAUAAUUACGCCAUGACAGAUGUCAGAAAAUACAUAGACAACAAUUGCUUUGACAUCGAGUGUUACCAUAAUGAAGAGCAUUCCUCAAUAUCAAGGAAAUACGAAGAUCUUUCCAGCAGUCACAGUACCUGUGUUCCCAUUGAAGCAGCAGAGAGUUACAGUGACAAAAGUGAUGAUGAGCACAUUGUGUUCACAGAAACAGAACACAGAAAGCAGAAAUGUGGUGCUGCUCACAGCUUUUCUGAAGCCAGCAGUGUGGAUGCAGCUGUUGGUCUGGAGAUGUUUUCCCAGACUAAAAACUCACACCUGCCUAAGGACUGUUUUGGAGAAAAUUGUGGUAAACGUUUCCCAUGUUGUGUAGUGGAUAUCACUAAGUUUCCAGGCAGAAGUUGGUGGAACUUCAGGAAAACCUGCUACAGAAUUGUUAACCAUAGCGGGUUUGAAUAUUUUAUGAUUUUUGUGAUAGUAUUGAGCAGUGCAGCACUGGCAUUUGAAGAUAUUCACCUGCAGAAUAGAAAAAUGGUGAAAAUGAUCCUAGAUUAUGCUGACAAAGUAUUUACCUACAUCUUUUUGAUGGAGAUGCUUCUGAAAUGGGUAGCUUAUGGAUUGCAGAGUUACUUCACAGAUUCCUGGUGUUUGCUUGACUUUGUCAUUGUAUGUCUGUCAUUUGUUUCCUGGGGACUAAGUCAUGAUCCCAAAGAUGUAUCACCUUGUUCCUCUGGAAGUGGCCUGAAAUCUCUCAGGACUCUUAAAGUAUUGAGGCCUCUACGAACUUUGUCAAGAUUUGAAGGGAUAAAGGUUGUUGUCAAUGCACUCCUUGGAGCUAUCCCCUCAAUCUUCAAUGUUUUGCUCGUCUGUGUUGUCUUUUGGCUCCUAUUUAGCAUUCUAGGAGUAAAAUUGUUUGGGAAAAGAUUUUCAAAGUGCAUACUCCAGGAAGGAGAUAUCAGUCUCAUUAAUACCAAAAGUGAUUGUGAGUCUCAUGGUGGAAAAUGGACAAAUUAUCCUGUAAACUUUGAUAAUGUUGGGAUGGGAUAUUUGGCUCUGCUCCAAGUGGCAACUUUUAAAGGUUGGAUGGAAAUUAUGUAUGCAGCAGUGGAUUCACGUGAGAUCAAUGAACAGCCAAAGUUUGAAGCAAGCUUACACAUGUACAUAUACUUUCUGUAUUUCAUUAUUUUUGGAUCUUUCUUCAUGCUGAAUCUUUUUAUUGGAGUGGUUAUCAGCAAUUUUAACCAACAAAGGAAAAAGUUAGGUGGAAAAGAUCUAUUUUUGACUGAGGAACAGAAAAAGUACUAUAAUGCCCUAAAAAAACUUGGAUCCAAGAAACCUCAAAAACCCAUCCCAAGACCAUCGAAUGCGUUCCUGGGAUUGCUGUUUGAUAUCGUAAUGCACAAAGCAUUUGACAUCAUCAUUCUGAUUUUCAUCUGCCUAAAUAUGAUUGUUAUGAUGGCAGAAAAUAACCAGGAAGGCACCAAGGAAAUUCUUAAUAAAAUCAACUAUUUUUUUGUGGCUUUAUUUACAGUGGAAUGUGUCAUAAAAGUGCUGGUCUUAAGACAGCACUACUUCAAAAGCGGCUGGAACUUAUUUGAUCUUAGUGUUGUGGUCCUUUCAAUAGUUAGUAUUGGAGUUUCUGAAGCCUUCCAAAAAUUCAUCUCUCCGACACUUUUGAGAACUAUUCGUUUGGUGCGAAUUGGCCGAAUCCUGAGAUUGGUUCGAAGAGCGAGAGGAAUUCAAACCCUUCUCUUUGCAUUACUGAUGUCUCUUCCUGCACUGGUCAACAUUAGCCUUUUGCUUUUCCUGAUUAUGUUCAUUUAUGCCGUUGUGGGCAUGGCAAACUUUGCCUGUCUUCCCUGGGAAGGUGGGAUUGAUAACAUUUUCAACUUUCAAACCUUUUCCGGUAGCAUUCUCUGUCUCUUCCAAAUUACAACAUCAGCUGGCUGGGAUACAUUUCUGGUCCCUUUGUUAAGUGAAUCUGGUACAUGUGCUCCCAACUUAAAUUUAACAGAGACAGAUAAAGCUACUUGCAAAAACAGAGCAUUUGGUAUUUUUUAUUUUGUAAGCUAUGUCAUUAUAUCAUUUCUCAUUGUUGUAAAUAUGUACACAGCUGUCAUUUUAGAGAACUUCAAUGUUGCCACUGAAGAAAGCACAGAUCCUCUUUGUGAAGAUGACUUUGAUAUGUUUUAUGAGACCUGGGGAAAAUUUGAUCCUCUGGCCACACAGUUUAUUGACUAUUCUGCUCUUUCAGACUUUGCAGAUGCUCUGGCAGAACCCUUGCGCAUUCCAAAGCCCAAUAGCAUCCAGCUCAUAUCCAUGGACCUCCCUCUAGUGAGUGGAGAUAAGAUCCACUGCUUGGAUAUCUUGCUUGCUUUCAGUAAACGAGUCUUGGGAGAAUGUGGAGAUUUUGAUACACUUAAAUUACUCAUUGAAGAAAAAUUCAUGGUUGCCAAUCCAUCUAAAAGUUCUCACAGGCCAAUUUCUUCUACAUUUAAGAGAAAACAAGAGGAGGUAUCAGCAGUUAUUAUCCAAAGGGCCUUCAGGAGGUAUUUGAUACAGCAUUCUUUCAAAAAUACAUCUUUCUUAAGCCGUCACAGACAGACCAGUGCUGUCUUUGGAGAAGAAACGCAGGAGAAGCAAAGGCUUAUUGUAUCAAUGCUUAAUGAAAGUAGUGGCAGGAAGAUAUAUAAAUCACGACCUGUUUCUUCCAUAUCUCUCCCUUGACUUUAUGAUGCUGUUGCUGACACAAAUAAGCUGGACACAUAAGAUUAUCCUGCAUUUUUGACAUUUAAAGCAAAGUCACUUGUUUUCAGAUGGAGACAAUAUGUGAAUCCCAGAGCAUAAUACUCUAAAUUUAGAAUAGUGAUGGCAGCCUUUAAGUAUUGUGAUUGUUCAAAUUUUCAAAUUCUCCUUAAAAUGAUUAAGAUCUGAACAACUAUGUCAUAAAUAUUGGAGAAAAAUCAAACCAUAGAACUUUUUUCUCCGCUACUGGAGUAGAUAGGUAAUUUUUUCACCUGCCAGUUUUGUCCUAGUUCAUUUGUUUACGGAAGAAAUCCAUAAAAGGUCGGUUGUAAGCACAGAUUUAUAAACACACAAAGCUCUAGAAUAAUGAAUAUCUCUUUAGAGAUAAUUAGUAUUUCCAACUAGGCUUUAUUGUAGCAAAAUGAAUAAUUACUGCACUUCUGUAAUAGAGCUCAUUCAGGACACUCGAGUAUAAUCAGCCUCUAACUUUGAUGGUUUUGGGACCAUCCUCCUCCUAGCAUGUUUGAGUGGAUUUGUUUAUGCUUAAGAAUUUUGGAGGUGUCUUUAUAUGUGCACCUAAAUGGAUUUAACAGAUCAUCCUCAGUUGCCUGUGCCUAAAAGUUGUAUAUAAUUUGUUCUUUGUCUCAAUCAGUGUAUGAAAAUUGUCAUAAUCAUAGUUACCAAAACCAAAGGAUGUUAUACAAGGGGUAUUGCUUCCAGAAAAUCUUGAGAAUCAUAAAUUUUCAUCAUCAUCCAAAUGUCAUAGAAAGCAUUACUUAGUAUUCUGAAAAGGAGUUCAUGGUAUAUCUUAUGAGACAACAUUUAAUAA